This is a messenger RNA of Aegilops tauschii subsp. strangulata, 1610 nucleotides long. Lineage: Eukaryota; Viridiplantae; Streptophyta; Magnoliopsida; Poales; Poaceae. The record is from RefSeq and is a predicted model, not a curated record.
AGUACUCUAUGAUCAGGAGUACAGGAUAUGUUCUCCCAUCUCCCUCCCUCUCCCGCAGCACCUCCCUCACUCCCCCGCAGCACCUCCCUCGCUCACCCGACUACCUCCACCGCGGGUCGCCGUAUCCAAGCCUCCGAGCGUCGAACAACCAGCCCCCACCCACAUCCAAGGGGGGCGUGCCGCCGCCGGUAAUGGCCAGCAUCACCGUGCGCUCGACCGCCUCCCGACCCUGGCCUCGUCGCCAGAUCCGUACCCCGCCAUGGCUCGGCCCCCGUCCUCCUCCGACCUCCUGCUGGUUGCUGCGGCUGGAUCCACCCUUCCAACCUCCAGAUCCGCCGCAGCCCUGCCUUGCCUCACCGCCCUGCGUCAGUCCCGCGGCUGGGCUCUCCAAUCCGCGGCCUCACCUCCAACAGCAACCCCGCUCCCCUGCGACGGAACUGAGCGCCGCCGUCCCCCUUGCGCUUCCCCCCGGUGGCUUUUCCUCACUUCCAGGCAAAUCUGUCCCACCUUCCCUCUGCCACCAUGACUGCUCGGUUUGACCAGCGAGCCCUGCCGCCAUGAUUUGGUCUAAGAGCAACGUCGGGCACCAGCAGGAGAGCCAUCGCCGGAGGUGCUGGUGUGGCCGAAUCCGGAUAUGCACAAAAGGGGAGGCGCUGAGCUCCUAGCAGCCGACAACAUGGCCUCUUUCCGCCCACGGAGAGCACGACCGGCGACGGGCUCAGGAUGACCCAGUGCAGCUCAUUGGCUCAUUGCGUGCAGCUCUCCUACUGAUGUUUGUGCAGCUCGCAAAGCGUUUGUCUCAGUCCACCGAUGCACACGAUGUGCAGUGCCACCGAAGGAGCAGGCAAACAUCGAUGGCGGCUCUCCCUCGCGCCUUCUGUGCACUUCACCCCGCUCUUCACCGACCCGCCUUCAUCAUAUUCCCCUGAGGUACCAGCCCACACACGACAAGCAGUGCGAACGGCGACGCCGUGCAGUUCGCCGUGCGAAUCCCCUCCAGUGCAGUUCAGCCGCUCACUGAGAAGUCCUUCGGAGGCCUCCGUGUGCAGUUCACGCAGAGCGCCCGUGCCGUGCGUAGCGUGUGUGCCUGCAAUCCACGAAGCACAACCGUGGCCGCCGCGAAGUGCACAAGGAGAACGACAGUGUAGCCCAAAACUGGGCGGUGUUCUGCUCUGGGCAUCGCAGUCUGACAAGGCAUCCGGCGAGCGCCUCGCCCCGCAGCUGGGGGCGCGUGUGAUGGCUGUCGCCGCCGCCGGCCAGCUCAGUCGGCCUCCCUCACUGGAGUUCGCGGCGUCCUCCACCAGGUCGAUGGAGCUAACCGCAGCGACUCGCGGCAUGCAGCUCCCGUGCGCGUGCUUGUGCAGCUCUUGUCCGUGUGCGUGUGCGAAUUGCAUGGAGCUCUCUAUUUUGCUUUGGCGUACUGCAGUUUUUUUGGUUCCAUUUUUGUUUGCUAUUGGCCAUGGGUGUUGCAGUGUAGAUUGCCGUUUGCCACAUCUCGUCAUUCCCUCGCACUCUUUUGUUCUCUUUUCAGGAGGCUAGUUCCAGUGGCUAGUCCACGGACUGCAUUGAGGACAACGCCCUUUUCACGUUGGAAAUGCUUCGUGGCCGAA